ACUAUGGAUUGCUAAAAUGUCGUGUUCUGUUUUGGUUUCAUCUCGAAAUAAAGGAAAUCAAUUUUCCAAAUAAAAUCCAUGAAUUUAGAAUUAUACUUUACGUAAAUUACUUAAGAAAUUUGGAAUAGUCAACUUGCCAAUAAACAGGUGGUUAUUGUUUUUCAGCCAUGAACACUACAGCACCGACAUCGGCAGAUGCCUGCCUCAGUAUAGUCCACUCCCUGAUGUGCCACAGGCAAGGGGGUGAGAGCGAGGGUUUCUCCAAGAGAGCUAUUGAGUCACUAGUCAAGAAGUUGAAGGAAAAGAGAGAUGAAUUGGACUCCUUGAUCACAGCCAUCACCACUAACGGUGCUCACCCUAGCAAAUGUGUCACUAUACAACGCACAUUAGAUGGUCGGUUACAGGUAGCAGGAAGAAAGGGUUUUCCUCACGUCAUCUACGCCCGUAUAUGGCGCUGGCCGGAUCUUCACAAGAACGAACUGAAACAUGUGAAGUUCUGCCAGUUUGCAUUUGAUCUCAAGUGUGACUCAGUGUGCGUUAACCCUUACCACUAUGAGAGAGUCGUGUCUCCAGGUAUUGAUCUUUCCGGGCUAACACUCCAGCCAGGUCCUAGUAGGCUGGUCAAAGAUGAGUACACAGCGGGGCUCAGUGGAAACGGCAUGGACAUGGACACAGGGGAGCUGGUCACCAUACAGCACCAUGCCACCAGCCCCAGACAUCACCACCCAAACAUACAACACCACCACCAACAAUUCCAAACAACAAAUAUAAUUAUCAACCAAGGACAAACGCCAGAUGGCGUUGCGAAUAUGUUUUCCCCACACGGCCCGCGGCCUUCGAUGCGACCGGGAGCGCCAUUGGUGCCGUCACAAAUGGUGCACUCGCCUGGCGCGCAAAUGCUAAACCAUCAGUCGAAUCAGAUGCCAGGCACACCGCAAAUGGGUCCGGGAACACCGCAGAUGGGUCCGGGGACACCGCAAAUGGGGCCAGGCACACCACAAAUGGGGCCGGGCACACCGCAGAUGGGGCCGGGCACACCGCAAAUGGGACCAGGGCCGCCUCAGAUGGGGCCGGGGACACCGCAGAUGGGGACAAACGUGCCGCAGAUGGCGUCCCCGAGAAUGGCGUCGGCUCCCACACAGAUGUCCCCAGGAACGCCCCAAAUGCCGAGUAUAAGCCAGGGCAUGUCUAUACCGAGCCCCCAACAAAUGGCAAUGGCGCAACAGAGAGCUAUACUCGCCCCAAAACUGGAACCGCCCGAUACAAUGGACGCGCGCGCGAUGUGGCUGCCGAAAAGAAUGAACCAUUCUGCAAUGCCAGUCAGUAUGUCUCCAGGCGCGACUACUCCGUUACUCGACGGCUCCAACAAUACGUUCUUCACAUCUGAACAGACAACUGCUGACACGCAAAUGACUCAAACUUUACCAGCGGGUUCAGUGGCAGUAUCAGCGGUGUCGGCGGUGCCAGUGACAGCGGUAUCAGCCAUGCCCACCGAGCCCCAGCAAAACGGCUUUCCCGCUGGUAGUCCCGCGCCUCAGCAGAGUCCAGUACCACAUCGCACGCAGCACCAGCAGGGUACAUGGACAGGCAACAACACACUGACAUACACGCAGAGCUUGGCGCCGCCGCCGGCCGCCCCGCCCGUGCCGGUUGAUGCGCCUGCGCAUCAUCAUCAUUAUUAUAAUGGUAAUCCUGGUGGUUUGCUGUCGAGUCAACCAGCCCCAGAGUACUGGUGCUCAGUGGCAUACUUUGAACUGGACACACAAGUGGGAGAGACAUUCAAAGUGCCUUCCAGUAGGCCCAAUGUUACUGUUGACGGUUACGUUGAUCCUUCUGGCGGCAACAGAUUUUGUUUAGGAGCCCUAAGUAAUGUACACAGGACAGAGCAGAGUGAACGAGCUAGGCUCCACAUCGGUAAAGGCGUUCAGCUGGACCUGCGCGGCGAGGGCGACGUGUGGCUGCGGUGUCUCUCAGACCACUCGGUGUUCGUGCAGUCGUACUACCUCGACCGGGAGGCGGGCAGGGCGCCGGGCGACGCUGUGCACAAGAUAUACCCGUCGGCUUGUAUUAAGGUAUUCGACCUGCGGCAGUGCCACCGUCAGAUGCAGACGCAGGCGCGCACGGCGCAGGCCGCCGCCGCCGCGCAGGCCGCCGCCGUCGCAGGACACAUACAGCCUGCGCAUCCUGGGAUGAACAAAUGUCUAUCAGCUGCCGCCGGCAUCGGCGUGGACGACUUGCGGCGGCUCUGCAUCGUGCGACUGUCGUUUGUGAAGGGCUGGGGACCAGACUACCCUCGGACCUCCAUCAAAGAGACCCCCUGCUGGGUUGAAGUACAUUUACACAGAGCAUUGCAACUUCUGGACGAGGUGUUGCAUACGAUGCCCAUCGACGGUCCUCGGACGAGCAUCGAGUAGGAGUUGAUCGGCUUCUUUUGAGGCCUUCGAGCUAGCACCGCCCGCCUGGCGAAUGCUUUCGCUGUACACUACUCAAAACACUCCAUCCCCUUUCUGUCCUCCUAUUUUAAAAUUCUUUAAAA
Bicyclus anynana (squinting bush brown) is the source of this 2536-nucleotide messenger RNA. It is a transcript of the gene Med, whose product is annotated as mothers against decapentaplegic homolog 4. The transcript has 14 exons. The coding region runs from base 168 to 2414 and encodes 748 amino acids. Lineage: Eukaryota; Metazoa; Arthropoda; Insecta; Lepidoptera; Nymphalidae. Gene Ontology annotation, molecular function: I-SMAD binding; DNA-binding transcription factor activity, RNA polymerase II-specific; RNA polymerase II cis-regulatory region sequence-specific DNA binding. Gene Ontology annotation, cellular component: heteromeric SMAD protein complex. The record is from RefSeq and is a predicted model, not a curated record. Gene Ontology annotation, biological process: transforming growth factor beta receptor signaling pathway; regulation of transcription by RNA polymerase II; cell differentiation.